UUUUUCCGAUUUGGCCAGCCACCCAUAAAAGUUUACCGAGUAAAGAAAUAAUAAGUGAUAAAACACAAUAAAUGUUAAUAUUUUAAUUAUUAAAUGUAUAAGAUUCACUAAACAUUAAGUUAAAUAAGGUAUAAUAUACUUAUAGAAUUUCAUGAUCAUUGAUUAUUGAAGAAGAACGUAAUUACUAAAAUAUUUAUUAGUCGCAUAUUGUAAUUUGUUCAAUUUGACUGAAAAAGAAAUACUACUAGCUAAAAAACUUGGAGUUAGCAGAUAGGUGUCAUUUUUCGUUUAAAAAUAUACAUAAUGUACUAUUUGUAAAAUAAUAUUUUAAAAUGUUAUUAUAUGAAAAAUGAAAUAGUAAAUCUGUGUUAAAAGUUAGAAAAUGAAUAUUUUAAAAAACAAACCUCGUGAAAACUGUUGUGGAUGUUGCUGCUGUCGUCACUUUUGGUAUUGUGCUUCAAAUAAUUCUAAUAGCUGUACUAAUUUAAACAAUUGUCCUGAAAACGAUAUUUUUGAUACAAAUGAUCACUCGAAUCUAGUACCUGAAUGUGAUGGAAACCGCAGAAAGAAGUGCUCUAAUUCAAAAUUUCAAGCUCAACAACAACCAUGGAUUGCUUUAACUCACAUAUGUUGUACUGCAGUUUUAGUUAUAUUAGCAAUUUUGUGGACAACAGAUAUUUUUACAAAUAUAAAAAAUGAUAAUUCGAUUCAAAUGUUAAAUGAAACACCUUGGCAUUUGUCUCACUUGCCAGAUAAUGAUUAUCAAUCCAACAAGACUCAGCCUACUUCAAUUUCAGUACCAACUACUACCAUAAUUCCUAACCCUAACCCUGAUGAAAAAGAUAAAUGUGAACCAUUAUACACCUUAGUAUAUGCUCACUGUUGUGUAUGGUUCCUAUUUUUAGUGCUUGAUCAUGUUGCUAGACAUAUGCAUCAUAAAACUUUAAGAUGCCGUGGGCAUUUAAAAGCUUAUGCGCGUCUCACUCGUCUUGCUGCUAUACCAUUUCAGCUUGUAUCUUUGUGGACUGUUUUGCUAGCAAUUUUUAUUGCAAUUUAUGCUCAACAAGACAAAGCAGAUAUGGAACCAUACUGUGAUGCCAACUUUUUAAUGUCUCCAAAAAAUGGUAUUGCAGUAUUGUUAAUUAUUGAGUUUAUUCUUGUUACAAUUUCAUCAUUUUUAUAUGCAAGUUCUAUUAGAAAGUUUAACACAGAAAAACCUCCUCCAGAUGUUUGUGGUUGGGAAGAAAAAGACGAUAUUCAAAAUAGAUGGACUCCAAGAGCACUAAGAUCUGAAUCUACAAUUGGAUCUCAAUCUAGUUCUAGAAUUUCUAAUUCUCAAGAUUUAUUAGAGCAAAAAGAUAGCCGCUGUAUUUUAGAUUUAUUGGAAUACUAUGCUCAUGCUAAUAGAGAGUUGGCUGCAAAUUUAGGAAGAACUUCUCAAAAGUUACGUCAAUUAGAGUUAGAAGUACAACAAUCACAAUCAUCUAUAUCAGAAACUAUUGAAGAACUACCCUAAUAUUUCUUUAAACUUCAAAUAUUUUAUCUGCUAAAUAUAUUUUUGUUUUUUAAAAUUUUAUUUUGUUGUAUAAUACAAAAUUUU
Messenger RNA from Daktulosphaira vitifoliae (grape phylloxera), 1600 nucleotides. RefSeq names its product transmembrane protein 192. The transcript has 7 exons. Gene Ontology annotation, cellular component: late endosome; lysosomal membrane. The record is from RefSeq and is a predicted model, not a curated record. Lineage: Eukaryota; Metazoa; Arthropoda; Insecta; Hemiptera; Phylloxeridae. The coding region runs from base 383 to 1516 and encodes 377 amino acids.